GCUCGAAGCUCUUGGAAAUGCAAGGAUGGAUCACUCGUAUGACUACAUUAUAUCUCAUAUCAAUUCUACUAACUCUCCAUGGAUAAAAAGGUCAGGAAUUCAUGCGCUUAGGAAAUAUGAACAUGAAUAUGCUGCAAAUGCUAUGUUAAAUGCUGCAUUAUUUGAUGUUGACCAGAACGUUAGGUAUGAAGCCUUAUUACAAUAUCGAGCUCAUCCAAAGUCAAAAGUGAUUGAACCAUUGGAUACAAGGUAUUGUAAAAAUAAUAGUGAAUCAGUUGAUCCUUAUUCCUCUGAUAUCAAAGUGGUGGGUUUACAUCACCGAAAGAAAAGAGGAUUCUUUGAAGAUUUUAUGAAAGGAUUUAGCUUUAGAAUUGAACCACCUGGUGUAGAUUUUCGAAAGAUGUUGGGUAGUAAGGACGUUGGAGCAUCGUUUGGAGUCAUUAUUAAGAACAACAUGUAUUUAAAAGUUGCUCCCCUUGGUAGCGCAUUCAAAGUUGAUAUUCACAACGAAGCAUAUGCAAGAGUACAUCUUGGUAUCAUAGACGAAAAUUUGGAUUUUUUCAGAGCAAAAUUAUGUUUUAAAGGAGAUACUUCUUACAAUUUGGACUUAUUUCAGGUAACUGUUUAACUCUAAAUGAUGAACAUUUUUUCAUGAGAUUAGAAAGUCUGUGGUGAUGUCAGAUUGUGGUGCUAGCGGAACAAUAAACAACUGUCGAACAAGUUGGAGAUUUUGCUCAUUAAUCAUUUUCUUUGGAUGAUGUUUGAACCAAUUCAAGAAUAUGACAGUUUGUU
Mytilus trossulus (common blue mussel) is the source of this 792-nucleotide messenger RNA. RefSeq lists its product as uncharacterized. The coding region runs from base 26 to 628 and encodes 200 amino acids. Lineage: Eukaryota; Metazoa; Mollusca; Bivalvia; Mytilida; Mytilidae. The record is from RefSeq and is a predicted model, not a curated record. The transcript is spliced from 4 exons.